Molecule: messenger RNA, 1437 nt
Organism: Pestalotiopsis fici W106-1
Lineage: Eukaryota; Fungi; Ascomycota; Sordariomycetes; Amphisphaeriales; Sporocadaceae
Exons: 3
Coding region: 1-1437 (478 amino acids)
Biological process (GO): carbohydrate metabolic process
Cellular component (GO): extracellular region
Molecular function (GO): cellulose binding; chitinase activity
Source: RefSeq, a predicted model, not a curated record
AUGGCCAAGCUCUCCUUUUCAUUGCUCGCGGCGAGCCUAGGGCUCGGACAAUUGGCAUCCGCUGGAUUUGAUCCCAGCAUACAGUCAAACGUUGCCAUAUACUGGGGGCAGAAUUCCUACGGACAAGCCAACUCACAAUCGCGGUUGAGCGAAUACUGCUCAAAUACUGAGCUCAAUAUCAUUCCAAUUGCAUUUAUGCUUGGUAUCCAGAACCCAUCGGUCAACUUUGCCAGUGCUAUUCAUGCCUGUACAUCGUACCCUGGAACCCAGUUAUUGAAUUGUCCACAAAUAGCACAAGAUAUCAAGACUUGUCAGACGACGUACUCAAAGACAAUACUCCUCUCGCUAGGCGGCGCAACUUAUACCGAAGGCGGGUUCAGCUCGGCCGCUGCCGCACAGGCUGCCGCAAAUAAUGUAUGGAAUCUCUUUGGACCCAACACGACAGCCGCCAACCGACCCUUUGGCUCUGCUGUGGUAGAUGGCUUUGAUUUCGAUUUCGAAUCCACGACGCAAAACACGGCACCCUUUGCACAGGAGCUGCGUGAUCUCAUGAACGCUGCUACUAGCUCUGGUGACAAGAAGUACUAUCUUUCAGCGGCGCCACAGUGUCCAUUCCCUGAUGCCGCCAUGAACGAUAUGCUGAGCACUGUCGAGAUGGACUUUGUCAUGGUGCAGUUCUACAACAACUACUGCGGAAUCCAGUCAUUCACACUCGGAGCGACUUCCCAAAACAAUUUCAAUAUGGAUGUCUGGGAUAACUGGGCCAAGCAGAGCAAGAAUCCCAGUGUAAAGGUCCUCCUCGGAGUACCGGCAAACACGGGCGCUGGCGGUGGCUACCUCCCAGCUUCGCAGCUGGCACCCAUCAUUAGCUACUGCAAGACCUUUACGAGCUUUGGAGGUGUAAUGAUGUGGGAUAUGAGCCAGAUGGCAGCCAACACGGGAUUUCUGGAUGGAGUAUACGGUGCACUGAUGGGUUCUUCCUCACCGCCCACCCCCUCGACAUCGGCCUCGACUUCAUCCAGCAGUUCGGCCACAUCGUUUUCCACUGCCUUGGCAACGAUGUCGAGGAGCUCCGCUGCCAGUAGCAGCUCGACAAUGUUGGCGAGAUCAUCAAGCCUGACUUCCUCCUUGUUUGGACGUCAGAGCACAGCCACAGCGCCGACAUGUGCCUGCCCGACAGCCGCGACGGUGACAGUCACUACAACGAUCUUCACAGGAACGGCGAGUGCCUCAAAAAGGGACACGUCGAGCACAUCCCGCGCUCAAGGCACCACGGCGAGCACGACUGCAGCAACGGGCACGACGGGCACGACGGGCAGCAACCAACUGGUGAAUCAAUGGGGCCAAUGCGGUGGUAGUGGUUACACCGGUCCGACGCAGUGCAAGCCUCCCUAUACUUGUGUCCGUUCCAGCGUCUGGUGGUCGGAUUGUCGAUGA